Messenger RNA from Archocentrus centrarchus (flier cichlid), 2296 nucleotides. Its product is annotated as solute carrier family 35 member F2-like. The transcript is spliced from 9 exons. Gene Ontology annotation, cellular component: membrane. Bases 173 to 1294 code for a protein of 373 amino acids. Gene Ontology annotation, molecular function: transmembrane transporter activity. NCBI's taxonomy places the organism in Eukaryota, Metazoa, Chordata, Actinopteri, Cichliformes, Cichlidae. The record is from RefSeq and is a predicted model, not a curated record. Gene Ontology annotation, biological process: transmembrane transport.
CUGAUUCAUCCUGGUUGAAAGGUAGUACCGCGUGGACGAUAAUUGAUUGUAGUUUUUAAUAAACGCCAUCACAGCUGGAAGAUGUCCCCACAUCUGUCUCGGUAUAGCUGAAGACCAAAACGUUUUAAUCUUCCUCGGUGUUCAUGUCUUUCAGUGUUUAGCUCUUAGAGACAUGGAGGGGCCUGUGGAGGACAGAUUGUGUGGGAAAUUGAAGAUUGGCUGUGGUUUGCAUAGUUACAACCUGAGAGAUGUCUUCACAUGGAGUCUGUUGAAGACCAUACUCAUGGGUCAGGUCCUGUCCCUGCUGAUAUGUGGGACUGCAGUCAGCUGUGGGUACCUGGUUGAGGACAAAGUAGAGACGCCCAUGCUACAGAGCUUCCUCAACUAUGCUCUCCUGCUGUUCACCUACACGACACUCCUUAGCACCAGCAAAGGUGACAGAAACAUCCUACAGAUUUUAAAAACCAACUGGUGGAAGUAUUUGGCGAUGGCUGUGGCAGACGUGGAGGCAAACUACGCAGUCGUGAAGGCCUACCAGUUCACCACCCUGACAAGUAUACAGCUGCUGGACUGCUUUGUGAUCCCAGUGCUGAUGUUACUUUCCUGGUUCAUCCUGAAGACUCGAUAUCGGCUGAUGCAUUUUGUAGCUGUAGCAGUGUGUUUGUUGGGGGUGGGGGCUAUGGUAGGAGCUGACAUUUUGGCUGGAAGAAACCAGGGAUCUACCAACCAUGUGCUGCUGGGCGAUGGGUUGGUCCUGCUCAGCGCCGUCCUCUACGCCAUAUCCAACAUGUGCCAGGAGCACACGGUGAAGAACUUGAGCAGAAUUGAAUUCUUGGGCAUGAUGGGCCUAUUUGGGACUCUCAUCAGUGGCAUACAGCUUGCUGUGCUGGAAACUGAUGCAGUCAGAAAAAUUAAGUGGAACUUUCGCAUCUCCAUGCUGUUUGUAGUCUACACCUUGUGCAUGUACGCUCUAUACAGCUUCAUGCCUGUAGUGGUGAAGAUGACGAGUGCUACGGCAGUGAACCUCUCUCUGCUCACUGCUGACCUCUUCAGCCUCUUCUGCGGCCUCUUCCUCUUCGAGUACAAGUUUUCAGCCCUGUACAUCAUCUCAUUUGUCAUCAUCACCGUGGGUUUUGUCAUGUUCAAUGCCAUCCCGACGUACUCGGCAUUACCUGAAGAGCCUGCAGAAGCGUCUGAUGACCCCAAUGCUCAGAGCUCCUUGGACCACCUGCUGCUGUCUACAGAUACUGACACUCAGAGAACUGAGACACUCACAGCUGUUGCUGCACUAUGACCCAAAAGGUCAUAGUGAUCAGUGGUUGAAGGCCAGUUUGAGUCUUUCUGCUUUAACAUUAAUACAGAUAUUUACAUUUUUAUGGACUAAGCCAGAGACUUUACUGGUAUUUGGCACUUUUUUGCAUCCAGAAAAAGACUUGAAAGAUUAUCAUUGUAUUGGCACAUUUUUUCAUUAAUGCUACAUAAUGUUUUACAGAAUAUUGCCUGUUACUUCACUUGAAGUUGAUGUCAGCUUUUUUUUUUUUAAAGAUUAUGUUCAUUUUCAUCUCCAUAUUUUUGUUCCUUAGCUUUGUAUGAUUCACAGUUCAGAAUCAUCCUUAUCUAUCUUGUAGUAGGCUUUGGCGCAACCCUUCAGUUCAUCCACUGUCUGAAAUAAACUGUUUUAGCUCCUACCCAUUUAAGCCAACAUUCAGCUAAGUUCAAACAGCAGGUGGGUGGGCCUUCUGUGAUCAGAGUCAGAGUAGUAUACCUCAGAUGACCAUCUCCUCUCACUGACAUUAUACAGAAGCAAGAGUACUAUAAGAAAGUCUGAAACUGAGUGUUGCAUAAUAGGUCCCCUGUAAGCUUUAUUUGUGGGGAUUAUCCCUUUAUUUAAUAAAGACAGGAAAGUGGGAAAUGAGAGGCCGGGUGAUAUGCAGCAGAAAGCAGUGGCUGAAAUCCAGUUGAGCUGCUUGGGGCACACUUGAAGUCAACUUUCACUACUGCUGCUAUUUAUUGUUUGAUCAGUGACUUCUCAAUCCUUUUAUUUAAGUAUAUUACUAUAUUUCAUGAUUUAAAAAUACAUCAGCUCUACAGUUUUACAGUCCACUGAGUUACGUGGUGUGUUUAGUUUAUUCGCAUGCAGACAAAUCACCAGACUGGUUUAAUUUUUUUUUUCUUCUGGUGCUGUUACAGUUUUUCUACUCAUGUCUUUUGUCAAUCUACAAAAUAUACCAUGACUUUCCUUUUUUUUUAAUCUUUUUGUCUUGUAUUGCCAAAUUUAUAGUAUGUUAUCAUGCAG